GCUACCACCUUCGACCGCCCGCGCCACCAUUCCGACCUCAACCCCAGCCGGCGACUGCAGUGGUCACCGUGAUUUCGCAUAAGACGUCCGCCCACGCCCAGCACACCCUCCCGAACCUCGUCUCCACCGCCAGCAGAAGGAGAACGUACGCCGUUUUGUGGGCCCUACAAUAACACCGUCUGGGCUUCUAGCCCGCGAGACACCUGCGUCUCAGCCUCCAAACUCUCUCCUUUCGACACCUGCGUCCCAGCACCGAGCGAUCCGACAACACCUGCGACCAUGGCCGCCCCGACCAGCAGCAAUCCCCAGAGCGCCACCGCGAAACCGAUCGCCUCCCCGGUGCCCUCCACCUCCACCGUUUCCUCGCUACAGUCUGAACCCAACGGAAACUUUGCUCUCCCGCCUCCUUCCAACGCUGCCGCGAACGGCACGCCUGUCAAUGGCGAAGGACUCCCCAAGAAGAAGCCGACUAUGACCUCGCGCAUAAGCGGCAUGUUCAACCGGAGAGACGAUAGUAGAGAGGCUUCAAGAGUCUCGCUGGUGGAGAAGAAGGCCGAGCCGAAACCCGUCAACGGCGCGGUGGGGCGCCCGCAGCCGUCGCGCCAGGCCUCGGUUUCCAAGAAGGAAGGCACACCUGCGCCAUACAAGCGCUUCUGGACAAACGAGGACGGCACCCACGAGCAUCACCUCAAGGUUGCGAAGCGGCAAGAGAAGCUGUCCGACAUGUUCCAGAGCCUCAUGCUGGGCAAGAAGAAGGAAGGACACCACGAUGAGCAGCCGUUGAGCUUGAUGGCAAACUGGGUCGAUGUCAUGCGCAACGAAAAGGAAAAGCUUGCGGAGCAGAAGAACUCGGCCAAUAACACGUCGCAGACCCUGGUGCAGAAAUACGGCAAGUGCCAGGAGGUGGUUGGUCGCGGUGCAUUCGGCAUCGUCCGCGUCGCACACAAGACAGACGCAAAGGACCCGAAGCGCGAACAGCUCUACGCCGUCAAGGAGUUCAAGCAACGUCCUGGCGAGUCUGCCAAGAAGUACCAGAAGCGCCUGACUGCCGAGUUCUGCAUUUCAUCAUCAAUGCAGCACCCGAAUGUCAUCAACACACUCGACCUUCUGCAGGACGACAAGGGCACUUACUGCGAGGUCAUGGAGUACUGUUCCGGGGGCGACCUGUACACUCUCGUACUCGCUGCGGGGCAACUCGAGGUUGCCGAGGCCGACUGCUUCUUCAAGCAGCUCAUGCGGGGUGUCGAGUACAUGCACGAGAUGGGCGUCGCGCAUCGCGACCUCAAACCAGAGAAUCUUCUAUUGACUCAGCAUGGCUCUAUAAAGAUCACCGAUUUCGGCAACGGCGAGUGCUUCCGCAUGGCGUGGGAGAAAGAGGCCCAUAUGACCGCUGGAUUAUGUGGCUCUGCGCCAUACAUCGCUCCUGAAGAGUACGUCGAUCGCGAGUUCGAUCCUCGUGCCGUUGACGUUUGGGCUUGCGGUAUCAUCUACAUGGCAAUGCGAACCGGACGGCAUCUCUGGCGAGUGGCACAGAAAGGCGAAGACGAAUUCUUUGACCGCUAUCUCGAGGACCGGAAAGAGGAGGCCGGAUAUAGGCCGAUAGAGGUGCUGCGACGGCGCCAAUGCCGCAAUGUUAUCUACUCGAUUCUUGAUCCGAACCCCACCCGUCGUCUCACGGCCCAUCAAGUUCUCUUCUCUGAAUGGGUCAAAGAGAUCAAAGUCUGCCAUGCAGGCAACGAAGGCUUCUAGAAGAAGCGCCUCGGCCCGGCCGGUCCUGGUCAUUCUUGGACAGCGCAGGCGUACUCUUCAUCCUCCCCCUCCUUGCUCUA
This is a messenger RNA of Trematosphaeria pertusa, 1829 nucleotides long. RefSeq names its product Pkinase-domain-containing protein. Gene Ontology annotation, biological process: protein phosphorylation; intracellular monoatomic cation homeostasis; intracellular signal transduction. The coding region runs from base 280 to 1749 and encodes 489 amino acids. The record is from RefSeq and is a predicted model, not a curated record. The transcript has 2 exons. Gene Ontology annotation, molecular function: protein serine/threonine kinase activity; ATP binding. Lineage: Eukaryota; Fungi; Ascomycota; Dothideomycetes; Pleosporales; Trematosphaeriaceae.